Messenger RNA from Gastrolobium bilobum, 1539 nucleotides. Its product is annotated as glycosyltransferase BC10-like. The record is from RefSeq and is a predicted model, not a curated record. Lineage: Eukaryota; Viridiplantae; Streptophyta; Magnoliopsida; Fabales; Fabaceae. Gene Ontology annotation, molecular function: glycosyltransferase activity. Gene Ontology annotation, cellular component: membrane. The transcript is spliced from 11 exons. Bases 74 to 1255 code for a protein of 393 amino acids.
UGACUUCAAAAUAAAGUGAGACAGCAUUGAAUAUAAACAAGUUCAUACAUGUCUGUCUUGGGAAGCUGCUUAAAUGAAGAGAGUAAAGCUUGCACGGCCACAAGGCAUUAGAAAUCUUCUGAUGAUGGUAGUGCCAAGAAAGCAAUUACUAAAGAGGCCUACUUGGAUCAUUGUAUUGGUUUCUGUGGUGUUCCUUAUUAUGAUUGCUUCAUAUGUUUAUCGACCAACAAGCCCGGCAAGAUGCUAUUUCUUUUCCUCUCGAGGUUGUCACGCAUAUGAUUUGCAUCCAAGUGAUGAUUUUUCCAGGGAACUAACUGAUGAAGAAAUUGAAUCUCGGGUUGUUAUUAAGGAGUUGCUCAAGUUUCAUGAUGUUCAAACAAAGACCCCCAAAGUUGCAUUUUUGUUUAUGACUCCAGGUUCACUGCCUUUCGAGAGACUCUGGCACAUGUUCUUUCAAGGGCACGAGGGCAAAUUCUCUAUUUAUGUACAUGCAUCGAGGGAAAAACCAGUGCAUGUUAGCCGUUAUUUUGUUGGUCGAGACAUUCACAGUGAACCGGUGAGUUGGGGAAAUUUUUCUAUGGUUGAGGCAGAAAAGAGACUUUUGGCAAACGCACUUAUAGACCCUGAUAACCAACAUUUUGUCUUGCUGUCUGAAAGUUGUAUUCCUGUGCGCCACUUUGAUUUUGUGUACAACUACUUAUUGUUUACAAAUGUCAGCUUCAUUGAAUGCUACUUUGAUCCUGGUCCUCAUGGAAACGGCAGGUAUAUAAAGUAUAUGUUACCUGAAGUAGAAGAGAAGGAUUUCCGAAAGGGUUCACAGUGGUUCUCAAUGAAGCGGCAGCAUGCUAUUAUAGUUAUGGCAGACAGUCUCUAUUACACAAAAUUCAAGCAUCACUGCAAUCCAAGAAUGGAGGGAGGACGCAACUGCUACUCCGAUGAGCAUUACUUACCAACCUUUUUUAACAUGAUUGAUCCAGGUGGAAUUUCAAAUUGGUCGGUAACAUAUGUUGAUUGGUCUGAAGGAAAAUGGCAUCCUAGAUCAUUCAGUGCUCAGGAUAUAACUUAUGAACUUCUGAAAACCUUAACAUCCAUUGAUGAAAGUCCACGUAUUACAAGUGAUGCACAGAGAACAGUGUUGAUUACACCUUGCAUGUGGAAUGGUUCAAAACGACCUUGUUAUUUAUUUGCCAGGAAGUUUUACCCUGAAACCUUGGAUAAAUUGAUGCUACUUUUCUCUAAUUCUACUUCAUUUUAAAAUAUCUCAUGUUCAUUAUCAUUCUUUGGAAAUCAACAAUCCAGAGGCACACCUUCGCUCUUGCACAUAACAUUUGGUUUUGCGAAGUGCCACAAUCCGGAGGCAACUAGAUAAAAUUCUAUAGGAAAAAGACACACGAGCUGAUUCUAUGGGGCUUGACAAAACUGCUGAGCUUGUCUUGAAGGAUAUAAUUUGCAGUUACUAUGUUACCUUUUUUAUGAUUGUUUAUUUUUUAUACCAUUAUAGAUUUUCCUCAUAGAUGAGAAUUUUUGGUGUCCUUGAUA